This is a messenger RNA of Mugil cephalus (flathead mullet), 1629 nucleotides long. RefSeq lists its product as uncharacterized. Gene Ontology annotation, molecular function: MHC class II protein binding; protein tyrosine kinase binding. The transcript has 9 exons. Gene Ontology annotation, cellular component: external side of plasma membrane; membrane raft. Gene Ontology annotation, biological process: positive regulation of ERK1 and ERK2 cascade; interleukin-15-mediated signaling pathway; T cell activation. NCBI's taxonomy places the organism in Eukaryota, Metazoa, Chordata, Actinopteri, Mugiliformes, Mugilidae. The record is from RefSeq and is a predicted model, not a curated record. Bases 134 to 1288 code for a protein of 384 amino acids.
CUAGAAAGAGACUAGCAGUCAAUAUGAGGAAGUGACAUCACAGAGUGUCAACGCUGUGUCUCUCUACAAGGAGAACUAUUUUAGACAGUGAGACAGUUUUAAGAAGGAGGAAGACGGAGAAAGACGGACAAGAAUGAUGGAUGAAUUCAGAUGGAUUAAACUGUUGUCACUGAUGAUACUGAUGCUUCAGUUUACAGCAACAACUGGACAACGUUCAUCUGUCACUGUCAGAGUUGGACAUGAUGUCACUUUGUCUUGUGGAAAUGUGAGAGAUGGACAGAAGAACUGUGACAGUACUGACUGGUUGUUCAAUGGUUUAAGAGACAGAACAACAGUAGAGCUGGUUAAACAUGGACAGAUCAGAUCUAAACCAGACAGACUGAGAGUUACAACAAACUGUUCUCUGGUUAUAAAGAAGGUCACAGAUGAUGAUGUUGGUCAUUACACCUGCAGACAGAUCAUAUCAGGACGACAACAAGGAGAAGACUUUCAGGUUUAUCUGUCUGUUAUUACCAUGACUGAACGUGAGGACAAUGAUAAAGUCGUCUUGUUCUGCUCUGUGUUGGAUUAUGAUUCAUGUAUUUACACUGUGGAGUGGCUGUAUGAUGGUAAAGAGAAAAUAUCAGACAUGCAGAUAUCAUCACCUUCCUGCACUCACCCUGUGACAUUUACAUCAUCUCACCUUAAUCAGAGCAUUUAUGAGUUAUUGAAGUGUAAAGUGACAAAUGGUUACACUAAGAAAGUUCAGCUGUUUACCUUCAGCCCUCAGUCCUCAGGAAAAGAUGAAAAGAGAAAGAACAAAGUGAAAUCAACAAUUAAACCAACAGCAACAAGUAAAAAAAUGACAACAUCAGUGAAACUCACCUCAUCAGAACAGACAAUCAGAACAACAUCUCCAAACACCAACGAUCCAACAAAUCAACAAGUUUGGUCAUGGUGGUAUAUGAUUGUUCCUGUGGGUUUAUUAUUACUCUCGAUAUUUGUCGUCAUCAUCAGAUGGAGGAAAACUAAAGGAAAGAAAACACAGAUGAAAGAAAACACUGAACUGAACUUAAACUCUGCAGAGACUCAGUCUGGUCCAGAAACCAGUCAGGACACGGCUCAACCUGAGGAUGGUGUUUGCUACGCCUCCAUCAGCUACACCAAGAAGACCAAGAGUAAAGCUAAAGCCCAGGACCGUGAUGAUGAUGAUGAAGGUGGCUCUGUGGUCUACAGCACUGUGAAAGCUUCCUCCUCUUCUGCUGAUCCCAGAGACCUCUAUUCUACCAUCAACAAACUAAACAAAUAAGAGGUUAAAUCUGUUAAAUGGAACAUGAAAGCACCAAGAGGAAUCUCAUGUCCUCUCUUAUCUUAUAUUUUGUGUAAUAUAUCAUAUAUCCUAUAUCGUAUAGGAUAUCGACAAACCGUCAUCAGAUCACCUUAGGGUUAGGGUUAUACAGUAUCAUGUCUAUGAGACAUGGAUUCAUUAAGAGAGUAGAGACUCCCUCUAGUGGUGGAGAGUGUUCAUAGGGAGGUCAGACAGACUCUAUACUGUCCUCUUUAGACUUUGUCCUCACAUGGACACAAUAUUUUACCAUGUAUUUUAUAAAAUAGAUGCAAAUGUAUUUCCUUCUGUGGUUCAACACAUUU